Molecule: messenger RNA, 1936 nt
Organism: Closterium sp. NIES-67
Lineage: Eukaryota; Viridiplantae; Streptophyta; Zygnematophyceae; Desmidiales; Closteriaceae
Source: the annotation of a GenBank genome assembly
CGCAUGCGAACGGAAGAUAUCGCGAAGCUGUCUGAAGCCGUUCCUCCGGAUUUAGCGGACCUGAUUCGAAAAUACCCCGAGAUUUUCCAGGACGACCUAUCCGCGGGACUUCUGCCAAGCCGACCCGAAGACCAUCGCAUCGAGCUGGAACCAGGCGCACAACCGACAGUACAGGGACAAUUUCGGCUCAGCCAACCGGAACUCGAAGAAUUGCAGCAGCAGUUAGAUUACCUCCUGACGAAGGGUUUUAUCCGACCCAGCACGUCCCCAUACGCCGCCCCCAUACUGUUCACGCCGAAAAAAGAUGGCGGAUUCCGCGUGUGCAUCGACUACCGCGCCCUCAACAGGAUCACCAUCAAGUCGCGUUACCCGAUCCCGCGAGCUGACGAACUACUCGACCAGCUUCGCGGAGCCAAGUACUUCUCAAAAAUCGAUUUGCGAGGGGGUUACCACCAAAUUCGCGUCGCCGCCGAAGACUAUCACAAAACCGCCUUCCGAACCCGCUACGGCAGAGUUGGAUCCGCCUACGAAUCACGGAAGCUGCAGGGCGCAGAGAAGAACUAUACAGUGCACGAUAAAGAAAUGUUGGCGAUCGUCCACGCGUUCAAAACUUGGCGGUGCUACCUGACAGGCGCUGACGUCACAGUGCGAACUGACCACAAGUCCUUACAAUACCUGCGCGCCCAACCGAAUCUCAACCCGCGAGAGAUCCGAUUGCUCGAUUUCCUCGAGUCGAAUUUCCAUAACACCACCACCUACAAACGAGGGGCAAAUAAUAUUGCCGAUGCCCUGACUCGCCCCACUGCCCAUACUGCCGCUAUACUAGUCGCCCAGACAAACCCAUUACUUACGGGACUAUUCUCCCACGGCUACAAGAUCUAUCCCUUUUUCCGCUCCGCUAUCCAUCAACAGCAUACAAUCGCCACCGGACCUUAUUUUAAUAAGCGCGGUACUUCUCGCCUAUGGGUGCCCGGCUACGAUUUAUUUCGUACCCUCCUAAUCCAGGAAUCCCACGACAACCCUACCUCCGGGCAUUUCGGCGUCGACAAAACCUUGAAGAUGCUGCAGAGGAAUCAUUACUGGCCGAACAUGGCCGAUGACGUGCGCAAGUACGUGUCCUCCUGCACUGCCUGCCAGAUUAUGAAAUCGCCGCAUCAGCGAGCAGCCGGACUACUACAGCCGUUGGAUCCGCCUGAGCGACCCUGGCAACACGUCACGAUGGACUACGUGACAGGACUGUUGGCCGGUCCCAGCGGAAACGACGCCAUCCUCGUGGUCGUCGACCGACUCACGAAAAUGGCGCACUUCAUCGCCUGCCAACAGUCAAUCACAGCCGAACAAACUGCGCAACUAUUCCUCGCGAACGUCAUCCGACUGCACGGACUGCCCUCCGCCAUCAUUUCAGACCGAGACCCGAAAUUCACAUCGAAUUUCUGGCGCCACCUGUGGGACCAGUUCGGCACCAAACUCCAAUUUUCCUCUGCCUACCACCCACAGACCGACGGGCAGACUGAACGCGUCAACCAGACCAUGGAGCAACUCCUUCGAACUACCUGUACUGACCCAUCAACAUGGGAGAAAUCUCUCCCGCUGCUGGAGUUUGCCAUCUCAGCCGAAGAAACAGCCUGCCUUUUCAUCUCGACCGUCGUUCGCCUCCACGGAAUCUCAUCCGCCAUCAUUUCGGAUCAUGACACAAAAUCCACCAGCAAAUUUUGGCGCAGCCUCUGGGAACAGUUUGGCACGCGCUUGCAAUUCUCCUCCGCCUACCACCCUGAGACUGACGGACAAACCGAACGGGCGAAUCAGACGAUGGAGCAGCUGAUUCGCGCCACCUGCGAUGACGUGGCCGACUGGGAGCAGCAACUGCCAAUGAUUGAGUUUGCAUAUAACAAUGCCCCGUCAGCAACUAUAUGAUAGUCACCAUUCUACCAGAAUU